Chaetomium strumarium is the source of this 1828-nucleotide messenger RNA. RefSeq lists its product as uncharacterized. The record is from RefSeq and is a predicted model, not a curated record. Bases 355 to 1608 code for a protein of 417 amino acids. Lineage: Eukaryota; Fungi; Ascomycota; Sordariomycetes; Sordariales; Chaetomiaceae. The transcript is spliced from 3 exons.
CAGCCAUUGUUGAGCCGGAAAAACCCACGCCGAACCCCGUUGACUGUGCCGACACUAAGUGGCUACGCCUUUACGGUCAAGCGUAACGACCAAGCUUCCUAGAACAACCAACAGAGCCCAGCAUGUCGGGCUACUACGAGCCUUCUCCUUCGCAAUGGAACCCCACUGGACAGCCGGCUGGCUGGGACCACCAGACUCCGCCGCCCGCCCGCUCCGGUGCUAGUUCGGCUAUCCCGCGCGAAGAACCCGCUGCUUUUACCCAUCAACUCGAGGGUACGUAGUGUCUAUCUGGAAUCCCAAGGUUUCAUACUGCACCCUGGGCGUCCUCGGUCCCAUUUUGUGUUGGGAGGCUGGAUGGCGUCUGGGAUUUUUUGGAUUGAGAAUGGAAAGGCAUGCGUAGCUAACCGCCUCUGUCUUUCAGAGGUCGAUCGUGCCAUCGACAACCUUGUGAAGAGCGGGAAGCUGUUUGGAAUUGCUGGGACCCGUCGUGAGUCCCUACCUUAUCCCGGCCCCGCCAGAAUGUACCCAGCUUUCGGUAAGUAUGCGUGGGACUGGCCGGGCCGACCCGAAGAGCCCGACCCACUGACCAUGACCCUCCUAGACGGACGUCCGCCUGCCGGACCCGGUUCUCGCCCACACUCGAUGGCUGCUGACUUUGGUGAUGCGCGCGGUCCGCACCCAGGCACGAAUCUGCAAAACUUCUACGCCUCCCAGAGACACCAGUCCUCACGCGGCUCGAACGAGGCGGAACAGAUGAUGCAGGCCAAGAGGAGAAUGGCCGCCCAGCGGGAGCGAGAGCUUCGGAACUAUCAUCAAGAGCAGCAAUACAACCGAACUGUCCUCGCCGAAAUGUCCUACGGUCCCAAUAAACCCGAUCGCACCAUAAGCCCCGGCGGCUUGUCCGAAGAGGACCGCCGCAAGCUCCUCGCCCAGCAGCGUAGUGCAUUGUAUGGCGAGAGUCCUUUUGCUGUUGCUGAAUCUGGUUAUGCCGACGAAACCGGCCCUGUCCGAGCGGGCCUCCCUGGCGCUCCGGGGCCGACUGCCCUCCGUGGCCAGUCGCCGCUGGCAUACGGCUACGGCCGUGCACCCGCUGUCCAUACUAACAUCGGUCACCAACCCUCUGCCGAAACUAGCCAAGGACCCCGGUCUGCCGGGCCGAACGAGCAGUCGCGAGCCAACAGUACAAGCCCUCAGUCCAACCCAGGCAGCAAGGGCAUGUUGGAGGCAUCAGGGACCCAGCAGUCUAACCGCACCAGCGCCUCGUCUCCUGGAGGCUCGCCACCGCGCCAGGGGCCCCCGGGCAUCAAACCAUCACAGGGUUCCGUCGCCCCUAUCGGCACUCGCCCGUCCGCCACCACCGCCUCAACGAAUCCUGUAUCGAGUAAGCGAGACAUGACCCAGCUGCCGUCUCCUCUUAGCCAAGGCUAUAUCGCAUCUGCAGUCAACGAGAACGGCAACGAGGACAGCACGCCGAGCAGCACUGCCCCUACUAACCCGUCCUCGGCCACUACUGAGGCUCCCUCUGUUGGCCUCGCUGGCUGGGGUGCCCGCCCGAACGGAUGGGGUAGUAAGCCCGGUCUUGGCGUCCCGGCCAGCGUCUGGGGCUAGAUUUUUUGUACGGCCAAUAUUAUACUGAAAAGUAAGCCGGGCCGGCAAGGUCAACAUCGAUGUACGCUUUGGCUGAGGAUCACCCGCCUCUCAAGAGUGACGAGGACGUCGAUGUCGCAAUGGUCGUCGCCGUCACUCCUAUCUUUCCUUUCUUCCUUCACAUUAUUUGCCCCCUUUUUUUUUCUUUUCUUUUCUUUUCUUUUCUCUCUCUCUCUCUCCC